Paramisgurnus dabryanus is the source of this 3202-nucleotide messenger RNA. It is a transcript of the gene foxm1, whose product is annotated as forkhead box M1. Gene Ontology annotation, cellular component: nucleus. Gene Ontology annotation, molecular function: RNA polymerase II transcription regulatory region sequence-specific DNA binding; DNA-binding transcription factor activity. The record is from RefSeq and is a predicted model, not a curated record. Gene Ontology annotation, biological process: regulation of transcription by RNA polymerase II; regulation of cell population proliferation; G2/M transition of mitotic cell cycle. Lineage: Eukaryota; Metazoa; Chordata; Actinopteri; Cypriniformes; Cobitidae.
AUUCAAAAUCUCUAUGAAUGGAUACAAAAGUCCCGGGACUUGUUUUUACAUUUUUGCCCAUCAAAUUACACUGUUAUAGUACAAAACUGCCAGAUUUAACCUAUGUAAACCAGCGUCUGCACGGCUGACAUGAUAUGAAGACAGUCAUCAGGCAAGGCCAUUUGCUGUGAUCAGAGCAAACCAUGAGGGAGAGCCCAAGGAGACCCAUCAUCUUAAAGAGGAGGAAACUGCCAUUUCAGAAGAGUGAAUCUGAUACAGGAUGUGAUGUGACAGAAGGGCCACAGCCUAAGCUCACCCCAACCCCCUCCACAGCUCGCUGCAUCCCUGAUGGCAUUCGCAUCAUGGAUCACCCCACCAUGCCGGACACACAGGUGGUGGUGAUACCAAAGGAAGCCGAUCUGCAGAGUGUCAUAAGUGCCCUGACAGCCAAAGGGAAGGAGUGUGGACCACAGGGGCGUAACAAGUUUAUCCUGCUAAGUGGUAGCACCGGUUUUGAGGAGACUAAAACUCUGGGACACGUUUCUGUGCAAGCCGUUCCUGGAAAUUGUGGCAUGACACUAACUGGACAUAAGGGAGACGUGCCAACAGAUGGGAGCAUGGAUGCUAAGACCUCCUUAAAAAAUUUGAAAAAAGAGACCGAGUGCCUUCAGCUUGAUGAUAGUCUGACCAACAUCCAGUGGCUGGGAAAUAUGAGCACAGAUGGGCUGGGAUCAGAACCGGAUAAGAAAUGCCAUAGCAAAGAAAAUCUAAGCGACUCUCAACAGCCAACAAAAGAUCAACAAGCGGUGAAGGACCCUCAGUCUGAGAGACCACCGUAUUCCUACAUGGCCAUGAUUCAGUUUGCUAUUAACAGUAAGAAUAACAGACAGAUGACUUUGAAGGAAAUUUACAACUGGAUUGAAGAUCAUUUCCCGUACUUCAGAAAUGUUGCAAAACCUGGUUGGAAGAACUCCAUACGUCACAAUCUUUCAUUGCAUGACAUGUUUAUCCGUGAGACGUCUCCUGAUGGCAAAAUCUCCUAUUGGACAAUUCGACCGGAAGCAAACCGCUGUCUCACUUUGGAUCAGGUCUUUAAGCCUUUGGUUGACCCCGUGGCCCCCAAUUGCCCUCAGACCACACAAGUUGUUUUCCAACAACAACAGAAGAGACUUUUAUCAGAGCCGAAGAAAGUGAUGGGCACAGAGAGAAAGAUAAAGCCUCUGCUGCCUCGGACCGACUCGUAUCUGGUUCCCAUCCAACUUCCUCUGACUCAAUCACUCCUCCUGCCCUCCACCAGCCCUGUGUCUCUAUCCACCCCUCUCCACCCUCAAAGCUCCUCCACUCCCAGCUCCAGUGGGGGGUGCAAGAGGGUCCGGAUUGCCCCUAAGGUCUCGCAAAACGACGUGACCUCUGUGAUGCUGUGUACUCCUGUUACUCAAACCCUGAAGCAAGAGUCCAUUUGUGUGUCUGUAAGUCCUGUGCCGUCCAGAGCUCCGACCCCAAAAACCAGGCAGCGGGAGAAAAGCAGCUCUCGUCGCAAACAGCGGCUGGUCUUGCCAGCCACCGAGGAACCUGUCCUGCUUUACCCCGAUAGCACUCUCUUCGACUCUGGCGUGGUCUCCGAUGCCUCCGCUUUCCAGGACACCCGCGAGGACCCGGAUUCUCUGCCCGAUGCUAAACUCGAACCUAGCAGCCCAUUUAGAGAGUAUACUUUUAAAACCCCCAUCAAGAGCAGCCACCCGUCCUCAUCUACUCCCAGCAAGCCACCCGCAGUUCUGGAGCCCUGGAAGAUCACCCCUGUUGGGAAAGGAGACGUGUUGGACUUCAGCCCCAUCCGUACACCCAGCGGGCCACAACUCACCCCGCAACGACACCAACACACGCCGUUCAGUUUCAACAGCACACCUUUUAAGGAGUUACCCCUUUUCAGUUCUCCUCGAGAGUUGCUCACCUGUGCCCGGCCCUCACCGAGACGCUCCACCCCUGCAUGCUCAAGGGAACUGCAAGUGGGUGCCGCCAACCGCUCGUUCACCGAGGGGCUCGUCUUGGACACCUUGAACGACAGCCUGAGUAAAAUCCUGGUGGACAUCAGCUUCUCCGGGCUGGAGGACGAUGAUCUCGGGAUGGCCAAUAUUAGCUGGUCUCAAAUAAUCCCCGAGCUUAAGUAACUGGAAUUCUGUAGCAUUCCAGAUCUUAUCCGAGCUGCUCGCGCUAUCUUCACUGCCUCGUUACUUACUCUUGAUCUGGUUGUAGAUAUUUUCUUCUAUUUUAUAAGUGUUUUCUUCAUUUCAAAAGUGUCAUUUCACUGCCUUUUAUUGUGUGUGCUGUUUCAGGUGUGUAGGCCUUUAUUUGAAAAUGUUGUUGACGAAUGUACUUCUAAAUCUAAUUUGCACAAGUAAUAUAUAUAUGAGAGAGAGAGUAUUAUAAAAUAUGUAAGUAAAGUGGACAUACAAAAUAACUAGUAUUAAUGAUUUACACUACCCUGCAAUAAUUUUAGUGUUUACUUUGUUUAGAAAUGAUUUUGAGUGCCCUAGGCUAACAGUAAAAAUGACUCUUGGUAAGAAAAUAAUCUGUAUGGAAAAUCUCACAUUUGUCCUGUUAUAAUUGGGGUUUUUUAGUAAAUCACAAAUGGUCAUGUGUUUGUUGCACUUUUUACUGUUUUAGGGUAAAUCUGAACUGUAUCAAGCCAUUUAUUACAUCACAUACUGUGCGUUGUCAUAUUUACCAGCAUGUCAGAAUAGUGACUCCUUGCUGCUGUUUUCGUGAAGUUUUGGCAUCAGGAACAAAAAGACAUUAUUGGAUAUGACCAAGGAAUGUGGUUUAUUCUAAAGCUUUUAUUGUGAAUGCAUUUCUAUGCAUCGAGAGAUUAGAAGGUAAACCUGUGUAGAGUUCAGAUUAUAUAUAUACACAAAGCAAUAAAUCAUAAACAUAACGUAGCUGACAGGUAUAAGUUGUUUGUUGGCCUUGGUAAGAUCUUUGUUCACCAACUUUCACAUUCAUAGACCUUGACAUUCAAAAAUCAUAAUGUGUGAGAUAUUCUGUCAUUUGUUUAAAAAUCGUAUUGAAAUGUGACCAUUGUUAUCUUUUUGCCAUUGGAUUGUACUGUUAGAAUGGCUCUGACCAGAAUCUCUGGAGGCUUAUGAUCAUAUCCGACAAAGCAUACAACUUGGUUUCUUUUGCUAUUUUACAUCCUACUUAUGAAUUAAAGGAUACUUCAUAAAAA